Molecule: messenger RNA, 1206 nt
Organism: Diversispora eburnea
Lineage: Eukaryota; Fungi; Glomeromycota; Glomeromycetes; Diversisporales; Diversisporaceae
Source: the annotation of a GenBank genome assembly
AUGGUACCAAAUAUUACUCCAGAGAAUACAGAGAAUAAUGGAAGCUCAACCGAUCAUCUUAAUCACCUUAAUGAUGAAUGGACAACUUCACAAUUAGGAUUCGGGACAAGAGCAAUACAUGUUGGGCAAGAACCUGAUCCAGCUACAGGUGCAGUAAUUCCUCCAAUAUCUUUAUCAACUACUUUUAAACAAACUGCCAUUGGAAUUCAUAAGGGAUAUGAAUAUUCUAGAGCAAAUAAUCCAACCAGAAAUGCAUUUGAAGAAACUGUAGCAUCAUUAGAAAAUGGCAAAUAUGGUAUUGCAUUUUCUUCCGGGUCAGCCGUAACCAGUACAAUUGUUAUAUCGAUAGGUACAGGUAAUCAUAUAAUAUCGGUAAAUGAUGUAUACGGUGGUUCCUUUCGUUAUUUUAAACGAGUAGCAAAUACUCAAGGAAUAGAAACAACUUUUGUUGAUUUUCUUGAUCCUCAAAAUAUUGAAUUAGCUUUUAAAGAAAAUACUAAGCUUGUUUGGGUUGAAACACCUACAAAUCCUACACUUCGAAUAGUUGAUAUUCGUGAAAUAUCCAUAAUUGCACAUAAACAUAAUGCAAUUUUAGUAGUUGAUAAUACAUUUAUGAGUCCAUAUUUUCAAAAUCCAUUAGAAUUAGGAGCUGAUAUUGUAGUUCAUUCCGUCACCAAAUAUAUUAAUGGACAUUCAGAUGUAGUUAUGGGUAUAGCCGUAAUGAAUGAUAUAGAAAUUUAUCAAAAACUUCGAUUUCUUCAAAAUGCUACUGGAGCUGUACCAUCACCAUUUGAUUCGUGGUUGGCUAGUCGUGGAUUAAAAACUUUACAUUUAAGAAUGGAAAAACAUCAAGAAAAUGCUAUGGCUAUUGCUAAAUUUUUAGAAAAAUCAGAUAAAGUUAUAGAAGUUAUUUAUCCUGGAUUAGAAAGUCAUAAACAACAUAAAUUAGCUAAAAAACAAACUAAAGGAUUUGGAGGAAUGCUCAGUUUUAAAAUUAAAGGUGGUUAUGAAGAAGCUAAUUUAUUUUUACAAAGAGUUGAAAGUUUAGCAGAACAUCCAGCAAGAAUGACUCAUGCUUCACUUACUGAAGAACAUCGUAUUGCAGUAGGCGUCACAGAUAAUUUGAUAAGAUUAUCUGUGGGCAUAGAAGAUACUGAAGAUUUGUUAGCGGAUAUAGAACAAGCACUUAAUAUAGCGGUACAAUAA